CACAGUGUUGAUGCAUCACUUUCGCAGAAAUUAAACGUAUUGCAUUCACGUGUCACGUGAUAGAUCGCGGUUCUACAUGAAAAACUGCUACAUUUCAGUAGGUUUUUCGCGCGACAAUACGUACGACAUCCUUUGCGACAAAUAUGCGGCCGCACGAAUUUCUCACGCAUUGCUCCGUCUCGGCACGAUGUCUUUGCCUGAACGGUAGGAUUUGGCGAUAUUUGUGGGUCCUCGUGUAUCUACUCAGCCUUGCAGUUGCUUUCAACUCUUCCCAGCCACCCAUAAUUAACACGAAAUGGGGCUUGUUUCGCGGCAAGUGGAGCUGGUCCGUACCUGGUAAUCGGCCGAUCGCGAAUUUCCUUGGAAUACCCUACGCACAACCACCGGUGGGCGAACUGAGAUUCAGGAGUCCGCAACAAUGGAAUAACACGUGGAUGAAAAUACGCGACGCUACGAUCGACGGGCAGAAAUGUAUUCAAAUUACAAAUGGAACCAAAAUUGUUGGCAGUGAAGAUUGUCUUUAUCUAAAUAUUUUUAUCCCCGAUAUUUUAGAGAUUCGACAGAGAUCCCAAAAUCUACCGGUUUUAGUUUUUAUACACCCAGGUAUAUUUAAAGGAGGCAGUAGUGAUAGCAAACUAUAUGCGCCGGAUUAUUUGUUGAAUCACGAUGUGAUCCUCGUCACAUUGAAUUAUCGUCUUAGUGCCUUAGGCUUUUUUAGCACAAUGAACGAAGUCUCUCCAGGUAAUUACGGCAUUAAAGAUGUAAAAAUGGCCCUCGAAUGGAUACAAGAGAAUAUCCAUAGCUUCAAUGGGGAUCGCAGAUCAGUGACUCUUAUGGGAUUAAGUGCCGGUGCUGCGGCGACUCAUAUUUUAGCUCUCUCAAAGAAGACCGAGGGUCUCUUUGAUAAAUAUAUUUUGCACAGUGGUACCGCUUUACAUCCGUGGAGUUUUCAUCCUCCGAGAAAGUAUAGACAAGUAUGCUUGAAAUUGGCAAAACUUGUUGGCUGCCUGCCGAAAAGAGGCAACGGCAUGAAUGACACAAUCGACAAAAGUUCGGAAGAAAAUAAUGGAAGCAGCGCCUACGAUGACGUUUUGUACUCAAGCUAUACCAUAAAAGAUGACGAAGAGAUAAUGUCUUGCAUGAGAAAAGUUGACGCGAGGAAAAUACUAAACAUGACACAGUCUUUCCAUGUUUGGGAGAACAAUCCACAAGCUGUAUUUGGACCUACAUUGGAACUUGAUUCGGAGGACGCUAUCCUGACGAUGCAUCCAUUGAAGAUAAUAAAGGAAGGACUCUUUCGCGAUAUGCCAGCGAUAAUGCAAGUCGUGAAAGAUGAAGGCUUAGUGAAGACGACCAACUUAAUCAUAAAUCGCGACGUCAGGACCGAAUUCAUAGAGAAUUUCGAAGAAUAUUUUCUCUAUUUUGCGGAAUAUGAAAAUGUGGUUUCGAACACCAAAAUGUUCACGUCCGCGAUACAGGAUUUUUACUGUAAGGGAAAUAUAACAACGACUCCGAUGUAUAAUAUUACGGAGAUGGCAAGUGAUGCCCUAAUAAUGUGGUCGGUGUUUCAAACUCUACAAUAUCAGUCGAAAAAAGCAAAUUCCAGCAUUUACUUCUCUUUCUUCGCGUACGAGGGCACGUUCUCGCAUACCUAUUCUACUGGCAUUCCGAUUUACUACGGUGUUUGUCACGGGGACGAUAUGAACUAUUUCUUUCCUAUAUUAAAUAAUAUGUUUCCGGAUUUGUUACUGCACAAUACAGAGUAUGAUAAAACCAUGAUUAAUAUUGUAACAGAGAUGUGGACAAGUUUCGCGAAGAAAGGAAUACCAAGAACACGGCUGGUCCCUGAGUGGCCUGAUUACCACUAUCAUCACAAGUUCAUGAGAUUUGGGAUUGGGAAAGCACCGGAAAUUGUGGUACAAAGCGAUUUCUUGCCUGAUAGAAUGGCAUUCUGGGAGAAGUUGAUGUCAAACGUAUCGAUACCGAUAGAUGUGUUUAUCGUGCCAUCGAAAGAUACAGUUAUUACCAAUAACGCUAAUGCGAUCGAUCGCGAGCUAAUAGUUACAUUAAUUGUAUUGUCAAUGAUUAUACUCUCAUAAAUAAAAUUAUAUCUAUACUAAA
Pogonomyrmex barbatus (red harvester ant) is the source of this 2121-nucleotide messenger RNA. RefSeq names its product esterase FE4-like. NCBI's taxonomy places the organism in Eukaryota, Metazoa, Arthropoda, Insecta, Hymenoptera, Formicidae. The record is from RefSeq and is a predicted model, not a curated record.